GCCCCCGCGGGACGCUUAAGGUGGCCGGUUAGGUCCAGCCCGGACUGGCGGCCAGGCAGCCUCCCCUAUGCCAAACAGGACUUUUCCCUUUGUGGACAGAUGCCAAGAGAGGCAAUCCAGGAAAAGCGCGCCAGGCUGUGGGGAGGGGAGGGGUAAAGAAAGAGGAGAGGCAGAGGGGAAAAGAUGGGACGCGUAGAUGCAGCGGCUGGUGCCAGCCCCCAGCCCUUGUGCGGCUGGCAGGGAGAGAGUUAAUGCCGCCCGGCCUCUAUGAUAAUGAGCUGCAUGGUAAUAUAGAGAGAGGGGCAGGCUCAGUAGGCUCUGCCGCCGCGGCUGCUGUAGCUGCCGGGCGAUGAGCCGUCAGUGCCAGACUGGAGCAGGAGCUGGGGCUGAGCGCAGUUCCUGGGAAUUUUUCAGCUGGUUCAGCGAGCGAGCGAGCGAGUGAGCGAAAGGGAGAACGAGAGAGACACUGAGAGGAGAAGGAGAGAUUAAAAAGAGAGGAGACAGAAAGAGAGAGAUACAAGGAGAGACAACACACGCACGCACACACAUGCACACACACACACAUAGACACACGUGUGUGUGAAACAGAUCCCCGGAGGAAAUAGGACUGUGAAAGAGUCGAAGAGAAAUAAGGGAAGGAAGCGCUGGGAUUGCUGAUGUCAGAGGGAGCCCGGAAAGUCGCGGUGGAAAAAAUCGGAAGACAGGCACUGCUUGGAUCAUUCUGAAGAAAAGAGAUUGCCACCUACCCCGGCGCGCUCACACACACACACACACACACCCCUUUCGGCGCCCCCUCCCCAAAAUCAAGGCAGCCGAGCCCUGGCUUCGGGGGCUGGGGAACCCUGAACAACUAGAGGAAGGCGCUGAUCGGAGACCGGCGGCGGGGCGACUUGAGGAAUACAGAUAAGUGGCUGGCGGCUUGACGUGGAUUUUAAUGAAUUUGGGCUCCAUGUGGAUGUUUUCGUCUCUGUGAAUCCGAGCUGGGGGCAGGGAGCGAGGCUCCGCGAAGCCCCCGGGGGCCAAGGCAAGCGGGCAGCCGGACAGACAGACAUCGGCAGGCUGGAACCAUGUGAGUCUCCCCCUUGGAGUGUGGGCUAAAGCAGACCUUGGAGAAUCUGUCUCCUCUCCCUCCCCCCCUCAGAAUGGAACAGAAGAGACCUUGGCCUCGGGUCCCAAACUCCCAUGGUUGGCCGGUGGUUCUGUUCUCAGUAGUUUGGGGACUGCUCCUACCGCUGACGGCGGGCACAUCCCCAGUCAGCACCUUCCACUCCGAGAACAGAGACUGGACCUUCAACCACUUGACUGUGCACAAGGGCACGGGGGCCGUGUACGUGGGGGCCAUCAACCGGGUCUACAAGCUAUCGGGAAACUUGACCAUCCAGGUGGCCCAUAAGACGGGGCCGGAGGAGGACAACAAGUCCUGCUACCCACCCCUCAUCGUCCAGCCCUGCAGCGAGGUGCUCACCCUCACCAACAAUGUGAACAAGCUGCUCAUCAUCGACUACUCUGAAAACCGCCUGCUGGCCUGUGGUAGCCUGUACCAAGGAGUGUGUAAGUUACUCCGGCUCGACGACCUCUUCAUCCUCGUGGAGCCAUCCCACAAGAAGGAGCACUACCUAUCAAGCGUCAACAAGACAGGCACCAUGUAUGGGGUGAUUGUGCGCUCCGAGGGAGAAGACGGCAAGCUCUUCAUCGGCACGGCCGUGGAUGGCAAGCAGGACUAUUUCCCCACGUUAUCCAGCCGCAAGCUUCCGCGGGACCCAGAAUCUUCCGCCAUGCUGGAUUAUGAGCUGCACAGCGAUUUUGUCUCCUCCCUCAUCAAGAUCCCCUCGGACACCCUGGCCCUCGUCUCCCAUUUUGACAUCUUCUAUAUUUACGGUUUCGCCAGUGGCAGCUUCGUCUAUUUCCUCACCGUCCAACCGGAGACGCCGGAAGGUGUUGCCAUCAAUUCGGCGGGUGACCUCUUCUACACCUCCCGCAUCGUGCGACUCUGCAAGAACGACCCCAAGUUCCAUUCCUAUGUCUCGUUGCCCUUUGGUUGUACUCGGGCUGGAGUGGAGUACCGCCUGCUGCAGGCUGCCUACCUCUCCAAACCUGGAGACUCUCUGGCCAGGGCUCUGAACAUCAGCAGCCAGGAUGACGUUCUCUUUGCCAUCUUCUCCAAGGGGCAGAAGCAGUACCACCACCCUCCUGAUGACUCGGCCCUCUGUGCCUUCCCCAUCCGGGCCAUUAACACCCAGAUCAAGGAACGUUUACAGUCUUGCUAUCAGGGUGAGGGCAACCUGGAACUCAACUGGCUGCUGGGGAAAGAUGUCCAGUGCACCAAGGCGCCGGUCCCCAUAGAUGACAAUUUCUGUGGCCUGGACAUCAACCAGCCUUUGGGGGGCUCCACUCCGGUGGAAGGGCUCACCCUCUUCACUACCAGCCGGGACCGAAUGACAUCAGUCGCCUCCUAUGUCUACAAUGGCUACAGUGUGGUCUUUGUAGGCACCAAGAGUGGCAAGCUGAAAAAGAUCCGAGCAGAUGGUCCUCCCCAUGGAGGGGUUCAAUAUGAAAUGGUCUCCAUUCUCAAAGAUGGCAGCCCUAUUCUCCGGGACAUGGCCUUCUCCAUUGACCAGCGUUACUUAUACGUCAUGUCCGAGAGACAGGUUUCCAGGGUCCCAGUAGAGUCCUGUGAACAGUACACAACCUGUGGGGAGUGCCUGAGCUCAGGGGACCCUCACUGUGGCUGGUGCGCCCUACACAACAUGUGCUCCCGGAGGGACAAAUGCCAGAGGGCCCGGGAAGCUAACAGGUUUGCUGCCUCUAUCAGCCAGUGCAUGAGCCUCCAGGUCAAGCCCAGCAGCAUCUCCGUCUCUGAACACAGCCGCCUGCUCAGCCUGACCGUCAGUGAUGCCCCAGACCUGUCUGCAGGUGUUACCUGUGCUUUUGGGAACCUGACAGAGGUAGAAGGGCAGGUGGCAGGAAACCAGGUGAUCUGUGCCUCUCCUGGGGUCAAGGAUGUCCCUGCCAUCCCUCUGGAUCAAGACUGGUUUGGGCUGGAACUACAACUAAGGUCUAAGGAGACAGGAAAGAUGUUCGUCAGCACUGAGUUCAAGUUUUACAACUGCAGUGCCCACCAAUUGUGCCUGUCCUGUGUCAACAGUGCCUUCCGCUGCCAUUGGUGCAAAUAUCGAAACCUCUGUACCCAUGACCCCACGACUUGUUCCUUCCAAGAAGGCCGUAUCAAUAUUUCUGAGGACUGCCCCCAGCUGGUCCCCACAGAAGAGAUCCUGAUCCCAGUCGGGGAGGUAAAGCCAAUCACCCUGAAGGCUCGAAAUCUGCCCCAACCGCAGUCUGGCCAACGGGGCUAUGAGUGUGUCCUCAAUAUCCAGGGAGUCAUCUACCGUGUGCCCGCCCUUCGCUUCAACAGCUCCAGUGUCCAGUGCCAGAACAGCUCAUACCAGUAUGAUGGGAUGGACAUCAGCAAUCUGCCUGUGGAUUUUGCUGUAGUAUGGAAUGGCAACUUCGUCAUUGACAAUCCAGAAGACCUGAAAGUCCACCUAUACAAAUGUGCAGCCCAACGAGAGAGCUGUGGCCUCUGCCUCAAAGCUGACCGAAAGUUUGAGUGUGGCUGGUGCAGUGGUGAGCGCAGAUGUACCCUCCAUCAACACUGCUCCAACCCAACCUGGCUUGAUUGGUCCAGUCACAAUGUCAAGUGCACCAACCCUCAGAUCACAGAGAUCCUGACCAUGUCCGGCCCCCCUGAAGGAGGGACUCGAGUGACCAUUCACGGAGUAAAUUUGGGUCUAGACUUCUCCGAGAUCGCCCAGCACGUGCAGGUGGCCGGGGUGCCAUGCAAUCCCCUCCCUGGAGAGUACAUCAUUGCUGAGCAGAUUGUCUGUGAAAUGGGUCACGCACACCCAGGAAUCAGUUCCGGUCCUGUGCGCCUAUGCAUUGGCGAGUGUAAGCCAGAGUUCAUGACCACGUCCCACCAACAGUAUACCUUUGUGAACCCAACAGUGAUGUCACUUGCUCCAAUUAGGGGCCCAGAGUCUGGAGGCACCAUGGUGACCAUCACUGGCCAUUACCUAGGAGCUGGGAGUAGCGUAACUGUGUUCCUGGGAAAUCAGACCUGCGAAUUCUAUGGGAGAUCUAUGAAUGAGAUCGUGUGUGUCUCCCCACCAUCAGCCCGGGGCCUGGGCCCUGUCCCUGUUUCUGUAAGUGUGGAUCGAGCCCAUGUUGACAGCAGUCUGCAGUUUGAGUACAUCGAUGACCCCAGAGUCCAGCGCAUAGAGCCAGAGUGGAGUAUUGCCAGUGGCCACACACCCCUAACCAUCACAGGCUUCAACCUGGAUGUCAUUCAGGAGCCCAGGAUCCGAGUCAAGUUCAAUGGCAAAGAAUCUGUCAAUGUAUGUAAGGUUGUGAACACAACCACCCUGACCUGCUUAGCCCCUUCUUUGACUCCAGAAUAUCGGCCUGGUCUAGACACUGUGGAAAGGCCAGAUGAGUUUGGGUUUGUCUUCAAUAACGUGCAAUCCUUGCUGAUCUAUAAUGACACCAAGUUCAUCUACUAUCCCAAUCCAACCUUUGAACUGCUUAGUCCUACUGGGGUCUUGGACCAGAAGCCAGGAUCUCCAAUCAUACUAAAGGGCAAAAACCUUUGCCCCCCAGCCUCAGGGGGAGCCAAGCUGAACUACACAGUGCUGAUUGGAGAGACCCCCUGUGCGGUCACUGUGUCUGAGACACAGCUCCUCUGUGAACCCCCAAACCUCACAGGACAACACAAGGUUAUGGUCCACGUAGGUGGGAUGGUAUUCUCACCUGGCUCUGUGAGCGUCAUCUCAGACAGCCUGCUGACACUGCCAGCCAUCGUCAGUAUUGCAGCAGGUGGAAGCCUCCUGCUUAUCAUUGUCAUCAUCGUCCUCAUUGCCUAUAAGCGCAAAUCUCGAGAGAAUGACCUCACCCUCAAGCGCCUUCAGAUGCAGAUGGACAACCUGGAGUCCCGAGUGGCCCUGGAGUGUAAGGAAGCUUUUGCUGAGCUGCAGACGGACAUCAAUGAGUUGACCAGUGACCUGGACCGCUCAGGGAUCCCCUACCUGGACUACCGGACCUACGCCAUGAGGGUUCUGUUCCCGGGCAUCGAGGACCACCCUGUCCUUCGGGAACUGGAGGUCCAGGGGAAUGGGCAGCAACACGUGGAGAAGGCGCUAAAGCUCUUUGCCCAGCUCAUCAACAAUAAAGUCUUCUUGCUGACCUUCAUCCGAACUCUGGAGCUGCAACGCAGCUUUUCCAUGCGAGACCGAGGCAAUGUAGCCUCACUCAUCAUGACCGGGCUGCAGGGUCGGCUAGAGUACGCUACUGAUGUGCUCAAACAGCUGUUGUCUGACCUCAUCGACAAGAACCUGGAGAACAAGAACCACCCCAAACUGCUGCUUCGCAGGACUGAGUCUGUGGCUGAGAAGAUGCUUACCAACUGGUUUGCCUUCCUCCUACACAAAUUCCUAAAGGAAUGUGCUGGAGAACCACUCUUUAUGCUCUACUGUGCCAUCAAGCAACAAAUGGAGAAGGGCCCAAUUGAUGCCAUCACAGGGGAGGCCCGAUACUCCCUGAGUGAGGACAAACUCAUUCGACAGCAAAUUGAGUACAAGACUCUGAUCCUGAACUGUGUGAAUCCAGACAAUGAGAACAGCCCAGAGAUCCCAGUAAAGGUGUUAAACUGUGACACAAUCACACAAGUCAAAGAGAAGAUCCUGGAUGCUGUGUAUAAGAAUGUGCCCUAUUCUCAGCGGCCCCGAGCUGUAGACAUGGAUUUGGAGUGGCGCCAGGGACGGAUUGCCAGAGUGGUACUACAAGAUGAAGACAUCACCACCAAGAUUGAGGGGGACUGGAAAAGGCUCAACACAUUGAUGCAUUAUCAGGUGUCAGACCGCUCUGUGGUAGCUCUUGUCCCCAAACAGACCUCCUCCUACAACAUCCCCCCCUCUGCCAGCAUCUCCCGGACAUCCAUCAGUAGAUAUGAUUCAUCUUUCCGGUACACAGGAAGUCCAGACAGCCUGAGGUCCCGGGCACCUAUGAUCACCCCUGACCUGGAGAGUGGGGUCAAGGUGUGGCAUUUGGUCAAAAAUCAUGACCAUGGAGACCAGAAAGAGGGUGAUCGGGGCAGUAAGAUGGUAUCUGAAAUCUACCUGACCCGGCUGCUAGCCACCAAGGGUACAUUGCAGAAGUUUGUGGACGAUUUAUUCGAGACCUUGUUCAGCACCGUACAUCGAGGCAGUGCCCUCCCCCUGGCCAUCAAGUACAUGUUUGAUUUCUUGGAUGAGCAAGCAGACAGGCACAGCAUCCAUGAUACAGAUGUGCGUCACACCUGGAAAAGCAACUGCCUCCCUUUGAGAUUUUGGGUGAAUGUGAUCAAGAACCCCCAGUUUGUGUUCGACAUCCACAAGGGUAGCAUCACCGAUGCCUGCCUCUCAGUGGUGGCCCAGACCUUCAUGGACUCCUGCUCAACAUCUGAACACCGACUGGGCAAGGACUCCCCUUCCAACAAGCUGCUCUAUGCCAAGGACAUUCCCAGCUACAAGAGCUGGGUGGAAAGAUAUUAUGCUGAUAUUGCCAAGCUGCCGGCCAUCAGUGACCAGGACAUGAACGCCUACCUCGCAGAGCAAUCACGCCUCCACGCUGUGGAGUUUAACAUGCUCAGUGCCCUCAAUGAAAUCUACUCCUAUGUCAGCAAGUACAGUGAAGAGAUCAUUGGGGCCCUUGAGCAGGAUGAACAGGCACGAAGACAGCGACUGUCUUAUAAAGUGGAACAGCUGAUCAAUGCCAUGUCCAUUGAGAGCUGAGAGGAGGCACCUGGCACAUCUCAAAAGAAGAAAGAGAAGGGAAAGAUGAGGCAGCCUUCAAUUCUUCAAAACUGGGAGUGAAGGACUAGUGAGAAGGACUAGAGCUCCCAGGGCUCACUGAACCCAUCCUGGGGGGAGGGAGGACUGUAUCCCUCCUCCCACAUCAGCCAGGGUUCAUCCUAUCCAGUUCCCAAGUCAUGGAACAGUAGGCAUCACGCAUCCUUGGCAAGAACAAGAGAGAAAUGAGGGCCAGGAAGUCAUCCUCGAAGCCAAGAGGCAGGAACUUGGGACCAUUCUGCCUCUGUGACUGCUGCUUUGCAUGAAAAAAAAUCAUUUGAUGUAUAUUGGGAAAUAAUGAAAACUUUAUUUAAUUUUUUUUAAGAAAAAGAGAAAAAACCCACAGAAAUAAAAUAGAACAAAAAGCCACUCUGCUAAUCCCGUACCACCUUUUUUUCUUUUUUCCAUUCUGGCUUUCCCCUUCUUUCUCAUUCCCCUCCACCCUACCUCCCUCACAAGAUUCCCUUUCCAGUGACUAUUUGCAAACAGAUGAUGAGGGGAAGCUUGGGAAAGUAACUCAUUUCCUUUCCCUGGGAAAUAGAGAAAAGGAGGAGAGGAAGCAUGAGCACAAGUUUGCACCAAACAUUUUUCACAGUCACAGAGGCCAGUCAAACCUGGAAAUAUUUCAACGGCCAAGAGCUCAUUGGUUCUUCUGUGUGAACUCCUGAACCCUCAGAUGAAACCAAACCUGCCUGGCUGGAAACCAAGCUUUACAUGCACACACCUGUAUAUGAUCAUCUCUGGAGAGAAGCUUUGUCUUUAUAUAAUGUCGAUGCUUUUCACUACUGUUUCUUUUGUUUUUUGUUUUGUUUUGUUUUUGAUUCUAUGUCUAACCAACUGAGGACCUGAUCUUUGGUACCUCCCCUUGGAGCCAAGGGGCAGUGAGAUGGGCCUCUCUUCAUGCUGGGCUCAUGACCCUCACUUGGACACCAAACAUCUCCACCUCACGUGUCUUUCUCCUGCCACACUCUGCUUUGGGGAGCCGUUCCUACAUCCUAGCAGUUGACUUGGGGGGCACAGUCUAUCGGGAUUGUGAUCAGAGACCCUGAGCACUAGAAGAAGGUCUAGUGGGCCAUACAAAGGCGAUAAAAGGACCAGCUCUCCAGGCUCAAUCUGGAACUUGAUUUGGGGAAAUGGGUGUCCGGGAUUGAGAUUUCACUCCCAAUUUCUUGCAGUAAAAAAAAUACAAAAACAAACACUGUUUACAGCAGGUAAUACUUGAAAAGAGUUAGCUAAAGAAGCUACAAUAUUUAUUAUUCUUCUUUUUCAACUCUCAUGCUUGCAGAGAGAAGGAGAAUGCUUGGCAUUUAUCUUUGGACAUGUCCCUGAUGUGCAGGGCUUGCCUCUAAGGGGACCAGACCAGGCUAAAUGGUUUGACUCCCAGAGAGAUCCAAGGUCUUUGUCUUCUAUCAAUCUCUGUCAUUGGUUCUUGGAAUGGGGAGGCCAGAAGCUGGCUCAGAUCCUUCCUCCUCCAUCACUCCACUGAAGAUGAAAGGUGACCAACUUUCCUGAGUACUGUUUAACCAGAGACCAAAGCUUUUCACCUCUCUUGUCCAUGUUGCCCAUAGAGGCUAAGAAGUUUCCCCAGAUGUUGGCAUUAUCACAUAGGGAGUUGGCAGAAGCUGCUGAUCCUGGAACCACAGUAAUCUGAGAAGUCUAAAUUUUCUAUCUCUGUUAAUCUAAAUGGUCAGAAUCAUCUUCCCUGGAACUACCAUCUCUGGAAGGAGCAGCUGAAAGGAAGGGCAGGUGCUCCAGAAGAAAGAAAAGAGAGGAAGAUAAGAGAAGAGCAGCCUCUCCCUCCUUCCAUCCCUCCAAUUUGGGAAGGGGCCAGAAAUUCAGGCUUCCCCAAGGGAGAAUGGAUCAUAGCUUGUUUCCUAUUUGUUUAACUCAAAUCAUCCAUCUCUCUCACUAUCCUGCUACAGCUCCAGGCAGACCCAGUUUUCAAAGCUUCCACUGGCUGCACAAUUCCCAAGGAAAAUGGGUGAAGGAGAGCUGGCUGCCAGCCUCAGCUGUCGUGUGGCUUUGGAUUGCUGCACUAACCACACAGCAGACUCCCCUGGUCUGUUCAGCUCCAGUUUCUUGCCUGAAUACAGAGGACAAAAGGGAAGAGAAAAGCAUUCAGUGAAAUACUCAGGAAACUUGCUGUUUAAAUUAUGAUUCACAGCCAGGCAUGCCAAGUCCACUUUUCUUCUGAUAAUCCACUUCUGUUAAAGUUUCUCUGGGCCCUAUUAAUAGCCUGAAAGAAAUACUAAUGACCUUGUACAAGAAGCCAAAGCAUUUGACAUUCACAGAUCCAAAGCUUAGCGACUCAGAGCCCAUGAUUUGCAGCAAUGAGGGGGUGAAGAAGCCAAAGGGAAAAAAGAAUUGAAGAUGGAGAUUUCCUUCUCCCAACAAAGGAAUCUAUCUCUGAAUCCUUUAUGCUCGCCUUCCAGGUUUAGUUUGAAUGGUGAUAUUCUGAUGAUCCCCCUUACAGAGUUGUUCCCCCUUUCAAGAUUGCCUCCUAGAGUUUUGCAAGAACUGGAGGCUGAAGGCAAAAAGCAUCCUCUUAACCCAUCUUUCUUUGCCCACCAAUGAUUCCAUCAGACUGAUCUCACUGCUGCAGCCCUUGCCAAACCUAGAAACAGAGGGGCUACCAGCAAGGUACUGAAAGAAUGUAUCUCAUUUGAGGUACUUCCAUUUGAAAAUGAGAAGAAGAGAGUCUAAAGGGGAGGCUGCCUGAUGAGUCGCAGUGAAAGGAGCUAACCACAUGUAACUUGGCAGCCAAGAAAAAGAAUGUCAGUCAGGAAGAAUAACUUCUGGAGAAGGAUGUCGAGAAGGAAUAUCCAAAUGGAAUAUCCAAGCUGUUAUAAAGCCAUGAAGAUGAUAAGGUUCUAGAAUACCUCUCCCUCCCUGAUCCCCUAAUAGUCUCACUAAAUGAAGAACUCAGAUGUGAUAAAUUUGUUUGUCAUCCUCACUUGCCCAAUAAGUCCUUCCCAAUUUAGGGGUUCUAGGAAAGUCAUGGACAAGUAACUCUCAGUCUUACUCCCUCUCAAUGGUCAGGACAUUUAUACUUUGUCCCUCAGUCCCUUCCUCAAUGGAAUACAGGAUUGAGGGAGAGGUCUAUUCAUGCUGCCUACAAAGAUAAGCCUUCUCAAACUACCCCAAGAGAGCUUUUCUAAACCAAGAAAGUUCCCCAGCCUACCAGCCAGCUAGCCCAACAUAAAAUGUUUAUUGUUAUCAUGAGUUGAUGUUCUCCCUGGGAACAGGGAGCAGGUACCCAUGGGCUGCUGGUUUCUGCUACCAAAAGAGUGGGCAUGGACCAGCUGCCUUGUUUGUCUCUGUACUUCAAUGCCCCCACUGGUGGAAGGCAAGAGCAAUGUGGACAAAGAGCCAGCAGGAGGAAGAAAAUAAUUGGAAAAGGCCCCUGGAAUCUCCCUGCCCCUUAAAACAGGAGCAGUAAAAGUUUCCACUACCUUAGUUUGUUCCAGCUGGACUUUCUCUCACUUGCCUGAGGCUCUGACCUUCACCAAUUCCCCCCAAGGAUGACAUGAAAUAACAACAGAAGCCCCCAUAACUGCUGAGUCCACAAUAGGAAUGAUGGAUGGGUGCACGCUACAGGACAGACAAAAAUGGUCCAAACAGAACAAAUGGGGCACAUUUAUAAAGCCAUGGAAAAUAAAUCUCCAGGGGCAUUCCAGCCUCACACCUGGCCCCAUUAACCUGUUGUCAGUAAAUAUUAAGCAAGCAGCCACAAGCUAGGGAUGGAGUAUGUGUCCUUUCUAUGCCUAGUAAAUCUGCAGCAGGAAUCCUCUUCCUUAAAUUGUGGCAGCCUUCCUCUGGGAGGGGUGGGAGUAGACGUCAAGACCCAGUAUAAAGGAACAGAGUUGAAGUGGAUUGCUCUGUCCAAGGUGCUGGGGAGGAAACACCAUAUCACAGAUUCUAGGCUGAAAUGGGACUCAGCUGCUGUGGUUAAGGGUCUCUGGACAAAUCUCUCAGGAACAUCUGUGGUAGCAUCUUCACAACUCCAAAGUCUCUUUUCCCAUCUUCUUUUACCUUUCCUCAAAGACUUCAUAUUUGAUAUCUAGGGCCAGAUGCAUCACUGGAGGGAGGGAUGUAUUUUUAUUCAAACCCAGCAAUGGAAGGAACCCCAAGAGGUUAACAAAGCCUUCCCCCUUCCUCCAGGAAGGUUCCCCCAAACCAUCACAGGCAGAUAGCUGUCUUGCCUGUUUCUGGAGACUGUCAGUAAAGGUGACUAAUUCCAUGGUUAUUCCCAAUCAUAUGUGACCCACAUUGUGCCCCAACCCUCUCCUUCAGGAAGGUUUUAUUCACAUCUCACUUAAAUGAGCUGUGAUAUAAAUCCCAUUCCAUCUUGUUCUGCCCCCAAAAGAGAUAGAGAGCAGCAGGAUCUAAGGCAGGUUCUUCAUUUUCACCCCACUUCCCUGUCAAAGUUAAGUUCAAUGUGGAGAUUGAAAUGGGAAAUAGUCAGGAAGACCGGGAGUCGUGUCUUAGGUGUGUCUGGAAGGAACUAUCUCCUUACACCAAAUGGGGUAGUAGGAGCCUCAGAGUCUUUGCUUACCCCAUCGUCUAGAUCCCUUUUCCCCAGCAUACCUGCCUCUCUCCUCUUUUCUUUCCCCUAACCCCUCUUUUCUUGACACACUGGAAUUCUGUAUUGUAUUUUUUUUAAUGAGAAGAAAACAGUGUUUGUCUGGUUUUGUUGUUUUUACAGGUGUUGUGGAAAAAACUGUAAGAAAAUUUAAGUAUUUAAAAUGUUCCAAGAAAAAAAACUGGGAUUUUUUGUUAUUAUUCUAAUAUAUUAUUGUGUACCUAUUGUAAAUAUGAAACGCUCCUAUUUUGCAAGCCAAGGACACACUUUGUACUGUUGUUAUAUAUAAAUAAAGUUUACUGGAUAAAAAAAAGAAAA
Messenger RNA from Monodelphis domestica (gray short-tailed opossum), 11778 nucleotides. RefSeq names its product plexin A2 (gene PLXNA2). Gene Ontology annotation, biological process: regulation of cell migration; semaphorin-plexin signaling pathway. NCBI's taxonomy places the organism in Eukaryota, Metazoa, Chordata, Mammalia, Didelphimorphia, Didelphidae. Gene Ontology annotation, molecular function: protein binding; semaphorin receptor activity. The record is from RefSeq and is a predicted model, not a curated record. Gene Ontology annotation, cellular component: semaphorin receptor complex; plasma membrane.